AUGGAAAAAACUAAAGCACCUCGCUGGUAUUUAGCAUAUAAACACUAUUACGAUAUAAUAACAAUUCGCCACACACCGGAAUCGAACUGGCAACCUUCAGCAGAAGUACAACAGUUCCUGGCCAUGCAUACAAGCAUUUUAUUAAUUCAAAUACAACCUCCAAGGUGUUAUCAUUCCAGUUCUAGGUCCUUACUCCUCGGUCAGCGCGCGGCGCGGUCACCUCGCGCCCGAGCGCGGUGGAGCGGCGACUUUACCUCGCCGAUGCGACUUGGC
Messenger RNA from Brenthis ino (lesser marbled fritillary), 273 nucleotides. The record is from the annotation of a GenBank genome assembly. NCBI's taxonomy places the organism in Eukaryota, Metazoa, Arthropoda, Insecta, Lepidoptera, Nymphalidae.